Messenger RNA from Cylicocyclus nassatus, 493 nucleotides. The record is from the annotation of a GenBank genome assembly. NCBI's taxonomy places the organism in Eukaryota, Metazoa, Nematoda, Chromadorea, Rhabditida, Strongylidae.
GAUUUAUAAAGAUACAAUUGCAGAAUGCUAAUAUUGAUGUGCCUUUUGCAAUCAUGCUAUUGUAUUCUUCUCGACGAAGAGUGGAAAAUUGGAGCAAUGGGGACACUUCUUUGUAGGAGUCAACCCACUGCUGCGCGCAUAGAGCUGUGGGAUAAAAAAAUUAACAACCGAAAUCUAGCUGUAAACCUAACGAACAUCCAUGGUUUUUUUACAAUCAAAGGCAAGGCGAAGGAGUUUAGCAGGAUUAAUCCAUAUCUCAAGAUCUACCAUCGUUGCAUGAAUGACACGCGGUGCCGCAAAUUUCGCAUGAUUCGCGUAGAAAUUCCACAAGAUUAUGUGCGGACACAUACACGCCCAGUGCAAUACUUCGAUCUUCACACGGUGGAACUUCUCACACACAAACAAUCUGCUCUCUGCGUGGAACCCAUCAAAUUUUCAUUUCAUCCGAUUAUCUAGUUAUAUGAGGUGAAUAAAGACUUUCCCAUUUGAUCAC